AUGGAGAUAAACAUGUUGAUUUCUGCGGUGGAAUGGUUUUACACUCACUUGAAGUUAUCGGACGUGGCUUUAGCCCUAGUAGGGCUUUUUCUUCUUAGUUACUUGCGCGAGAAGCUAGUGAACAAAGGCGGGCCGGUGAUGUGGCCGGUGCUGGGGAUCAUACCGAUGUUAGCCCUAAACAAACACGAUCUGUUUGGUUGGUGCACGAGAAGCGUGGUCAGAGCCGGUGGGACGUUUCAUUACAGAGGAGUUUGGUUCGGUGGGGCUUAUGGUAUCCUGACUACAAAUCCUGCGAACAUCGAACACAUUCUCAAAAACAACUUCAAAAACUACCCAAAAGGCGAGUUUUAUAGAGAGAGGUUUCGUGAUCUUCUGGAAGAUGGGAUCUUCAAUGCUGAUGAUGAGCUGUGGAAAGAAGAGAGACGUGUGGCUCAGACGGAGAUGCAUUCUUCUCGUUUCUUGGAGCACACGUUUACUACAAUGAGGGAUUUGGUGCAAGAGAAGCUGGUGAAGCUAAUGGAGAAGAUGGCCACUUCGAAUAGAGUCUUUGAUCUACAAGAUGUGCUCUUGCGUUUCACCUUCGACAACAUCUGUAUCUCCGCCUUUGGGGUUGACCCGGGAUCGCUAGAAAUCGAUUUACCUGAGAUUCCUUUUGCUAAGGCCUUUGAGGAAGCCACGGAGUACACGCUUGAAAGGUUUCUGAUGCCUUAUUUUGUGUGGAAGCCAAUGAGGUUUUUUGGGAUUGGGUAUGAGAGGAAGCUGAAAAAAGCGGUGAGACUCGUUCACGCGUUUGCGAAUAAGACAGUGAGAGAGAGGAGGAGCAAAAUGAGGAAACUCGGGAACUUGAACGAUUCCGCUGAUCUCUUGUCACGCCUUAUGCAGAGAGAGUACGAAAAAGAAGAAGAUACCCCAAGAGGGAACUACUAUUCAGACAAGUACUUCAGAGAGUUCUGCACAAGUUUCAUCAUCGCUGGUCGAGACACCACAUCGGUUGCCCUCGUGUGGUUCUUCUGGCUAGUUCAGAAACAUCCCCAAGUCGAGAAGAGAAUCCUAAGCGAAAUCAGAGAGAUCCGAGGGAAGUUUGCAAAGCAAGAAACAAAAGCUCGGUUCGAGGCAGAGGAGCUAAGGGAAAUGGUGUAUCUGCAAGCUGCUUUGACAGAGUCGUUGAGGCUUUACCCUUCGGUGCCAAUGGAGAUGAAACAAGCUUUAGACGACGAUGUGUUACCCGAUGGCACAAGGGUGAAGAAAGGCGCAAGGAUUCAUUACUCGAUCUUCUCGAUGGGGAGAACAGAGUCGAUUUGGGGAGAAGAUUGGGAAGAUUUCAAACCAGAGAGAUGGAUCAAAGAUGGAAGAAUUGUGAGUGGAGAUCAGUUCAAGUACGUUGUGUUCAACGCAGGUCCAAGACGUUGUGUUGGGAAGAAGUUUGCGUAUACACAGAUGAAAAUGGUGGCUGCAUCAAUCUUGAUGAGGUAUUCAAUCAAAGUCGUCCAAGGACAGGCCAUUGUUCCCAAACUCACCACCACAUUAUACAUGAGGAACGGUCUGCGUGUGACGCUCCAGCCCCGGGACUGGUAA
This is a messenger RNA of Arabis nemorensis, 1575 nucleotides long. The record is from the annotation of a GenBank genome assembly. Lineage: Eukaryota; Viridiplantae; Streptophyta; Magnoliopsida; Brassicales; Brassicaceae.